UAAGCGAUUUGGAUUAAUUGAUUUACAGUGUUUUUGAGAUUCAUUGACAUUGCGCACAGCUCCAAAAUGUGGAGCCCUCAAAAAGGUCCUACACGAUUGUGGGACCUUAGGUUUAGUCAUAUAUUUAUAUUACAUUUAAUGUUUAGUUUAGUCUUAGCUGGUAAUGAAUUGUGGCCCAUGGAACGGCCGGAGGGAAUGCCAAACAUAGUCUCUUUAGAAGUGAUGUGCGGUAAGGAUCAUAUGGAUGUACAUUUGACAUUUUCCCAUCCAUUCGAAGGCAUCGUCAGCUCAAAAGGACAACACAGCGAUCCGCGUUGCGUUUAUGUGCCGCCAUCGACGGGCAAAACGUUCUUCUCAUUUCGGAUAUCGUACUCACGCUGCGGCACGAAGCCGGACUUGCACGGACAAUUUUAUGAGAAUACGGUGGUUGUGCAAUAUGACAAGGAUUUACUGGAAGUUUGGGAUGAGGCGAAGCGUUUACGCUGUGAAUGGUUCAAUGACUACGAGAAGACGGCAUCGAAACCACCAAUGGUCAUUGCCGAUUUGGAUGUAAUACAAUUGGACUUCCGCGGCGAUAAUGUUGACUGUUGGAUGGAGAUUCAACAUGGUAAAGGACCAUGGGCGCCGCCGGUGAGCGGUAUUGUGCCGUUAGGCUCUACACUCACACUUGUGGUUGCCAUCAAUGAUUAUCGCGGCGAAUUCGAUAUGCGUGUCAAGUCGUGCGUCGCUUCCGAUGGUUCCGGUCAUGUUAUCAAUCUUUCCGAUGAAUUUGGUUGUGUUUUGCGUCCGAAGAUGAUCUCACGCUUCUUGAAGGCACGUGCGCCCGAUGAGCGUGCCACCGUCAUAACAUAUGCCUUCUUCCACGCCUUCAAGUUCCCCGACGCGCUGAGCGUACACAUAAAAUGCAAAGUGGAGAUCUGCCGACACGGUUGUCUGGAUCAUUGUCAGCUUACUGGUAGCGUUAACGAGCGUAAAGAUGUGCUCAUGAACGAACCGCCAGGCAAUCAGAACGAGCUCAGUCAAGAAAGUAUAGGACAUCAACCAGCGCUAGGCGGUAUGUCUUUAGGUGGUGUUGGCGGCGGUGGUUUAGGUGGCGUUGGUGGUGGCGCUGGUGUUGGUAUGGGUGGCGAUGGUAUGGGCGAUCAUGAUAUCUUCUACGAUGACAUAAUACACAACCGCAAACAGCUGUCAUCGAUCAAUAGUGGCAUUGCCAACAUAUUGGAUCAAUUUAAUAUCCACGAAAAGAAUGCUAACCUCUCGCCACGGCCGGUGCACGAAGAACCCGAAGACUCGGAUCUCGACUCGUUAUUCGGUGAAGAUGAGUUGGCCGACUUGGAUGAGGCACAAUAUAUGGAACUGAAGAAGAGCGGUAAAUUCCCGCAUGGACCACGCCAAUUUGAGGCGCAAAAACGUAUGGGUGUGCCCAUGGCGGGACCACGUUCGCUGGAGCCCAAAACUAAUGACGAUGCACCACAUCCAAUUUACCGCCCACAAGCGGAAGCAUUGAAACGCACGCGCGAAGAUCACAUUGAUCUCGAUGCUAGUGAGGAAUUGUUGAAACAAAAAACAAAUAAAACCGCUGACAGCGACGAACACGAAAAAUCCACACGUCGUCGUCGCCGUUCGAUCGUGAUUGCCGAUCGGAAAGUGCGUAGCGCCGAUGUUGGUGUUAGCGGUCUCUACGAUGUCAUCUCCGAAGCAGAUCUUGCCUUCUCGCCAGACUCCAAACAGGAGGCGGUCACCGUAUUCCAGGGUAAAAUCAGCGAAGAGGUGGUCUAUGGCAUCUGCAUGCCGGUGCCGGGCUUCAGCAUACUUUUCAUUGUCGUCAUUUCGGCCACCAUUGUAUCCGCUUUGAUUGCCGGCUCGCUGCUCUAUCGCUAUCAACUGCAAAAGGAGGCGCUCGAGAAGCAAACGCCAAUGCCGGCGCCUGGUACUUUUGCCUCAUGGAUGACUUUGCGUCUCUUCCGUAUGCGGCACAUGCAAGAGCAACAACAACGACAGCAAAUUGGCGGUACUGUGGCAGCUGCGAGUGCGGUUGCGCACGAAACGGUGCAGUAGAAGGGGAAGUCGAUGGGUUGAGGUGGUGGGAUCGGAAGUAGUUAAAUAAAAUGUACUUCAAAAUCUAUAUUUUGAAAAAUCAAGCAAAAAUCUAUAAAAUAUUUAAAUUAAGCUUCCUGUAUGCGCUGUGUGCGCUGAUGACAAUAGAAGGUAA
Messenger RNA from Bactrocera tryoni, 2212 nucleotides. RefSeq lists its product as uncharacterized. The record is from RefSeq and is a predicted model, not a curated record. Bases 67 to 2058 code for a protein of 663 amino acids. The transcript is spliced from 7 exons. Lineage: Eukaryota; Metazoa; Arthropoda; Insecta; Diptera; Tephritidae.